AUCACUAAUUUUGUGCAAGGAGCCGCAAAAAUUAAUCAGGCUACAUUUGAGGUUUUUUUCCAACUUGGGUUGGUCUAGAGUUUUUGAUUCACAAAUCUGAGCAGCAGGUCCAGCGAUGAGGAGCAGAAUUUCACCACAAGCUGAAACAUGAUUUUUCUUUGUCAAAGAUCAUAAGAGGCGCCUUUUCACGGCUACAUAUAAACAAUUGUGCCGAAAGGGAUCUAGCAUAGGAUUUCGAUCUGAUUUUGACAGAUAUAUAUUGUACUUAAUUGAUAAGAGAGUGAACAGGACACAUCACAAAAAUUGGAAUUGCUAGUUUGUAGAAGGACGCACAGAAAGGUGCUGGCUGUGACCAGGCUUCAUUAUUAUGGAAGAGAAUGCUCGCCGAGACCCAGAGCGCCCAGAGGACUCCAGUCAAGACGAGGAGUCCAACCGGGCCAUCCUGCCCCUCCUUCACCAACCUGGCAACCAGCAGUCCCACGCGAUCACCAAUUUUUAUAUUGACAACAUCUUAAGACCGGACUUUGGCCGAAAGAGGAAGAACGGGACUUUGGUCCAGGAGGAAGACAGUCUGGCAGUAGUUAUACGAAGAGAGGAGCUAACUGGGAGAAAGCCUUGCAAAACUAGCAACCGACAACAAGGAGAACCAAGAGACGAGGAGGACAUUGGAGCAGAGCCUCUGGACCCUGAGGACAGGAGACCUGAUUUGAUAGUUGGUGAUGGAGAGGGCAGCGGGGAUCGCAGCCCUCAGGCCAGCUCGGCCUCUGAAGCUAACCCGAUGCUGUGGCCAGCCUGGGUUUAUUGUACCCGCUACUCAGACCGUCCAUCAUCAGGGCCCAGAUCCCGCAAACCAAAGAAGAUGCCGACCCCGAGUAAAGAAGACAAGAGGCCCCGCACGGCCUUCACGGCGGAGCAGCUUCAUCGGUUGAAAUCUGAGUUUCAGAACAAUCGGUAUCUGACCGAGCAGCGGAGGCAGAGCCUAGCCCAGGCCCUUGGUCUCAAUGAGUCUCAAAUCAAAAUCUGGUUUCAGAACAAGCGGGCCAAAAUCAAGAAAGCUGCUGGGAAUAAAAACUCUUUGGCGCUGCAUCUCAUGGCACAGGGACUGUACAACCACUCCACGAACCAGGACGAUAAUUCGGACAGUGACUAGGGGAACACAAGAGUGUGUGCGUGUAUGUGAGUGUGUGUGUGUGUGUGUGUGUGUGUGUGUGUGUGUGUGUGU
This is a messenger RNA of Paralichthys olivaceus (Japanese flounder), 1222 nucleotides long. It is a transcript of the gene en2b, whose product is annotated as engrailed homeobox 2b. The record is from RefSeq and is a predicted model, not a curated record. Lineage: Eukaryota; Metazoa; Chordata; Actinopteri; Pleuronectiformes; Paralichthyidae. Gene Ontology annotation, cellular component: nucleus. Gene Ontology annotation, biological process: regulation of transcription by RNA polymerase II; multicellular organism development; neuron differentiation. Gene Ontology annotation, molecular function: DNA-binding transcription factor activity, RNA polymerase II-specific; RNA polymerase II cis-regulatory region sequence-specific DNA binding.